CGCGGAAGCGGUGGGAGGAAAGGGACGUGCGCGGAAGGAGGCCGCGCGGAGGGAAGCCAGGAAGCAGCGGAGGCGGCACGGCCAGUCCUGGCGGGAGACCGAGACGGCAGGCUUUGUACGAGAAGAGUCUGCUGUUUGACUGUCCCGCGUGGGAUGCACGCUGCUCCUCGGAAGGAUCUCGAUCUCCGGCUGCCCUGGUGAGGGAUGCGGGACAGCAUGGCUGAAGCCGUCCAUUACAUCCACCUCCAGAACUUCAGCAAGUCCCUCCUGGAGACGCUGAACGGGCAGCGCCUGGGAGGGCAUUUCUGUGACGUGACAGUACACAUCCAGGAGGCCACGCUGCGUGCUCACCGCUGUGUCUUGGCCGCCGGCAGCCCCUUCUUCCACGACAAGCUGCUGUUGGGCUACUCGGAGAUCGAGGUCCCGCCCGUGGUCCCCAGCCAGGUGGUCCGCCAGCUGGUGGAGUUCAUGUACAGUGGCUCCUUGGUGGUGGCCCAGUCAGAAGCGCUGCAGAUCCUCACGGCCGCCUCCAUCCUGCAGAUCAAGACGGUCAUUGACGAAUGCACCCAGAUCAUCUCUCAAAGCCGCAGCCCCAAGCCUCCCACUGCCCCGCCUCCGGUGCCCCUCUCCCUUCCCAGGGUCCUCCCGGCAAAGCCCCAAGAACAGCCGCCCAAAGAGGCCCUUGGCAGCGUCUCGCGGCCCGGGGACCUCGACGCUUCCCACCUGGAGCCCCCCAAACUGCUCUGCGCUUCGGAGGUGCGCUACAAGCUGCGCGACCUCCUCUCCUCCUCCCAGCACAGGGAGGCGAGGGCGGCCACCUGCGAGGGGGGCAUAAGCGAUGGGGAGGUGGGGGGCCCAUACCUCCACCCCGCCGAGGCCACGCCCAGCUGCCACAGCCGCAAGCAGCGCCAGCCGGUGAGGCUUCAGCUGUCCGAGACAAUGCCUGUCAUCAUCAAGGACGAGGAGGAGGGGGUUGGUGGGGAAGGCCAGGAGGGGGGGGUGGUGGAAGAAAGGGAGGCCAAGCUUAGCUGCUUCCCUGAGUGUGGCGGGAGUGGAAGUUUCCCUGCCGGCUUCAGCGACGAGGCGGAAGCAAAGGAUUCUGGGAGUGCUGGCGGGGCCGGCAGGAAGGAGAGCCUCCACUUGGAUUAUGCCACUGCCGAGGGCCAGGAUUUCUUUGGGAACCAGGAUGUCUUUUCGGAGUCCUUCAUCCCAUCCUGGCAGGGGGAGGAAAGCGGCGAAGAGGCGGCAGCUUCCGCCAUGCGGGACAGGGAGAAGUUCCACUCGGACUGCAGCUUGGAGGCUUCCAACCUGAGGAGCUUGGCGGGAGAGUUCAAACAGGACUUGGGCGGGCCCUCGGGUGCCGUCGCAGCCUUUCCGCCCCGCAGCAAUAGCGGCAGUGGGGGCUUGACUUUCGUCUCCUCUCUGGGCAUCCAACGGGAGCUCAAGGCGGAGGUCAGCAGCGCCAGCACGGCCACCAGCACCACCAGCAUCUUCCAGUUCCACAUGCCCCAGCCGGCUGCGGUGGCCCAGGGCUUUUAUAGCAUUCAGGCGCAGCCGCCGCCGCAGCAGCAAGACGCCGGUGCCAGCAACAUGGUGCAGCUCAGCCCUGGUGCCAUGGUCACAGGCCCCCUGCAUGGCGCUGGAGAGCAGCAGAGCCAACAGCCCGGCCCCUCGCGCUGCUCAGAGCCCUCCUACCAGUGUAGCCACUGCCAGAAAACCUUCAGUUCCCGCAAAAACUACACCAAGCACAUGUUCAUCCAUUCUGGUGAGAAGCCCCACCAGUGCAGCAUCUGCUGGCGCUCCUUCUCCCUGCGGGACUACCUGCUGAAGCACAUGGUGACGCACACGGGGGUGCGGGCCUUCCAGUGCUCCAUCUGCUGCAAGCGCUUCACCCAGAAGAGCUCGCUCAACGUCCACAUGCGCACACACCGCCCAGAGCGCUUCCAGUGCUGCAUCUGCAACAAGUACUUCUCCCACCGCACGCUGCUGGAGCGCCACAUGACCACCCACACUGCCUGGAAGGGCAGGCAGACCGAUGCCCCCGGAGCCAUUGGGGUGGCCGCGGCCGCCGCCGACUGGAAAGAGAAGCCGAGCAUCGCCACCGCCACCUCCUCUGCCGCUGAGGGGACUAUUGCCGUCACCGCCGCGGCGUGGAAAGCGGGGGAACCGUCUGCUGAGACGGCCAUUGCCGUGUGGAAAGCGGGGGAUCCGGUCCCUGGGGAAGGCAGUAUGGGGGCCUGGAAAGGGGAUGCGGCUGGCGAAGGACCGGCUGCAGCCUGGAAAGGGGACCCGACUUCAGAGGCAGCCAUGCAGCCUCACACAGCCUAAGACUUUUUCUCCCCAACCUCCGUUUAUGAAUUUUUCUUUUGUCCAGCAGUUGUCGUUGACUGUGGCUCCAGCAUCUUGAGAACUAAAAAGGCUGACCCACAUAGGGUGCAGCUUUCUCCUACUGACAGGGGCAGCCAUGUGCACGAGCCAGGCUGCAAAUUCUCAAGAGGAGAGUCUCAGCGUCAUUGUUGC
This is a messenger RNA of Podarcis raffonei (Aeolian wall lizard), 2520 nucleotides long. RefSeq names its product zinc finger and BTB domain containing 45 (gene ZBTB45). NCBI's taxonomy places the organism in Eukaryota, Metazoa, Chordata, Lepidosauria, Squamata, Lacertidae. The coding region runs from base 205 to 2328 and encodes 707 amino acids. The transcript has 3 exons. Gene Ontology annotation, molecular function: protein binding. The record is from RefSeq and is a predicted model, not a curated record. Gene Ontology annotation, biological process: negative regulation of transcription by RNA polymerase II; regulation of cytokine production; regulation of immune system process.